Dinoponera quadriceps is the source of this 2399-nucleotide messenger RNA. It is a transcript of the gene Rab9, whose product is annotated as ras-related protein Rab-9A-like. The coding region runs from base 893 to 1594 and encodes 233 amino acids. The transcript is spliced from 4 exons. Lineage: Eukaryota; Metazoa; Arthropoda; Insecta; Hymenoptera; Formicidae. Gene Ontology annotation, biological process: retrograde transport, endosome to Golgi. The record is from RefSeq and is a predicted model, not a curated record. Gene Ontology annotation, cellular component: late endosome; lysosome; phagocytic vesicle. Gene Ontology annotation, molecular function: GTPase activity; GTP binding.
CUUGCGUUGAGUUGAAUCAAAUUCAAAGGUUGAAUAAAAUCACGAAAAAUAUUCCCUACCUUUCAACACGCUCCCUUUACCUCAAGAUUGGCGGUAGCCAUGUUCGCGAGGGCCGCUUUUGCUCGGCCCCAACAUGGGCGUUCCUUUUGUCGUCUGCAAUGUGUCAAACGCCGUCGAACGGGUCGGUCGUAGAUGAAGUAAAGCAGCGGGAGAUCAAAGCCGACGUUGAUACAGCUUGAUUCGCCGGUCGACGAAAGGUCGUUGGAAACGCGCGAGCGCGGUCCAUGCUGACAAACGUACCGCAUCGUCUUCAUUCGCCGCCGCUUCGUGAGAGUGCCGCGAUCACAAAAAACGUCUCACGCGCGUACCGGACUUUGAGUUCGAUAAUUGAAUUAAAAUCCAGGAGAAAAAGGUGGACGGGCGAGCGGAUAUCGCGGGAACAGGCUUCCUCGUCGUUGCAGCUUCGAGAUUCGAGACCCACCGCGAGAUCGAUGAGCAAUCUCGCCGAGCGUGUCGUAGGGUUAUGCAGCGGAAUCGAGGGGAAGUAAAGGCGUCAGGAAUUCUUUACGUACCGGUGCUUUAAUACCAAGCGAGGGAGGAAGAGGGAGGAAGAGAGACAGCCUUCCUGGAUAAUGAACGGUGACGCACCGUCGUUGUUUCUCCACGUUCGGUCGAAUCAGCGAAACUGAAGUACAAGGUCCCCCUGCUGCAAGUCAGCUGAUCAACAAAGAGGCUAUGAAUUUCAUAAUCAGGCCUUAACGAAAACAAAUAUUUACUUACAUGUCAAGAGUACCUACCAAGCUCUGAGACUCCGUUUCACAACGUGCAGAUUGUGUGUGUUAUACGAGAUUGUUUAUCGCGAGGAAAAAAGGAAGUUUGAAAAACAAAAAAAAUGUCCGCAGCAAUGGGUACACCUAAAGGUAGUAAUCUGCAAAACCGAAACUCGCAGAGGACCACUCUGCUGAAAGUGGUGAUUCUCGGGGACGGCGGUGUCGGCAAGUCCUGCCUCAUGAACAGAUUUGUGUCGAAUCACUUCGAUGAGCACAGCUUUCAUACUAUAGGUGUGGAAUUCCUGAAUAAAGAUAUUGAAAUCAAUGGCGAAGCUUACACGUUACAAAUAUGGGACACUGCUGGACAGGAGAGAUUCAAAACUCUCAGAACCCCAUUCUACAGAGGCUCAGACAUCUGUUUGCUCACCUAUGCGGUAGAUGAUCGGACGAGUUUUAAAAAUUUGACACUGUGGAGAUCCGAGUUUCUUAAGUAUGCGGAUGUUCGAGAAGCUUCCACAUUUCCUUUUAUCGUUAUAGGCAAUAAGGUGGACGUCCCCGAGUCGGAGAAGCAGGUUUCCACGGAAGAUGCACAAGCCUGGUGCUUGGAGAACGGCGGUCCUCCAUUAGUCGAGACAUCGGCGAAAGACGCCACUAAUGUUGAGGCAGCAUUCGGGGCAGCUGUCGCCGCAUGGGCGCGACUGGAAGCUAGAUUAGAGCGGCCUUUGGUGGAAGAUACCGUCGAUCUCUCUAAGCAGCAAUCCCCGCAUCGUUCGAGCUGCUGCAUGCCCGUGUCGGGUGCUGAAUCCACCUUCGUGACCAGAUAAUUGCAAUCGAGCGGUAAGAGGAUAAGCACGAUAUGCGAACUUUACGUGUGCGAAGCAACGCUGGUGGAAACGGUCGUUUAAAGUUUCUUUAUGUUUGGAAGAAGCACAAGUCACACCGCACAUUGAGCCCAUAGGUGUUUAUUCUAAUUAGGAACUAUAAGGAUACUCUAUAUGCAAUAUAAGCGUAAGAGAUUAUUUUUUCUUUGUUUGGCCUACGCAUCAUUUCUUUGCACAAUUACAGAAAGAUACGUAAAAGUGAUUUAUAGUCCAUAGAGAGUUUGAGCGGGCUUGCGUAAAAAGUUUCGAGUAGGUAAAUAUAACAUUUGUUCCUCAGUUUUCCGACUUAGCCAUUCUUACCAACUGCACUUGAGGCAACUUCUCACAAUAGGCAUACUUUCUUUUCUAGGUCUAACAAAGUAAUUUGAAGAGAAUCUCUUGCCUGUCUACAAAAUUCUCUCUCUCUCUCUCUUUCUCUCUACGUUGUGUACGGUGAACAUGUUUGUUCACGCUGGAAUUGCGUCGGUUGUAUAAAAGUGGAUAAUAAUUCAAUUUUACCAUUCAAGAGACCGGCUGAGACUUGAAAGAUCGUACGGACUAUGUUUGUAGAGAAAUCAUUAGAGAAGAAUGAGUGUACCUUGCUGCGUGGCUCAGCUUUAUCCUCAAUGAAUCUUAUAUCGAAGUACUCGAGUACGAACGCCACAGAGGUCGUGUAUGAGACAAAUAACGUAUCGCGGUGAAUAUUUCCAGAAUACAGCUCUAAGAUGUAAAGUCAGAUUGAACGUCCUAUUCACGCUUUGUGCAGCUC